AGAGAGCAGCUAUAUAUUACAAGCCCAGUUUGGACCACAUUGACAACCCACAGUUUGGGCUCCUGUUAUCAGACAGUUUCAUGUCUCAAACCAAACGGCAUUACCAGCCUCACAUCUGGUCUGAUUGUUCAGGGUCUUUGCCAAACCUCAUUAACAAACCCAGAGACAGCGGCUUCUAUCAGCUGAAGAGUCACCAGAAAACAGCAACAGUGGAGAAGAAGACAGAAUACCAAAGAUUGUUUGUGCCUCAUCCUCUCUCACCAACAGGUUCCCAGAACCAUGUGACUAUAGGACCUAAAGGAGAGACUGGUUUCACUGAGGGGACACAGCUUCAGUUUAACACUUUUGAGGAGAAAAACAGCUGCAAGGUUGAACCUCGCCAGACUCACAGCUCAGUGAUGAAAGACGAUUUCUUGCCACCAUCAUUUCUGCAGGGCAUGGAGGCGAUUCAGGGCUUGAGCAGCCUUUCUUGUCAAGAAACAGGAUUUAAUCGUGGUGCUGUUGCUCCUUUGGCCUGCCCAACCUCCCUUCUGCAAUCACCCCAGACAACAAAAAAUGCAACAACUCAGAAGACUAUUGGAAAAAAGGAGCCUUCAGGGUCUCUUUUGAAUGCACCAAACAACUUGGUUUUCCCUAACACACCUUUUGAUUCUUCACACUUCACUACUCAUUAUAGGAGCAAGUUCUGUCGUUAUGCUGAGGUUAAAGAUUGGAGAUCUAGCCAAAUUGGUGUAGGAAUCAUCAGUGCAACAAUGGACAGCAGCUACAGCCGUCGGUGCAUGGACAGGUUCAUAUUCGGGGGCUAAAACCUGAGGUAGUACCUGCAUGGCUAGUCACCAGAAAAAUAACAUUUGAGGUUUUCUGCUGACACAUUAACACAUUCUCUGAAGAUUCUUUCUUUUUUUCCUUAUAAAUAAAUCCCUAAGC
Monopterus albus (swamp eel) is the source of this 927-nucleotide messenger RNA. RefSeq names its product stabilizer of axonemal microtubules 4 (gene saxo4). Gene Ontology annotation, molecular function: phosphatase binding. The record is from RefSeq and is a predicted model, not a curated record. NCBI's taxonomy places the organism in Eukaryota, Metazoa, Chordata, Actinopteri, Synbranchiformes, Synbranchidae. The transcript has 10 exons. The coding region runs from base 81 to 806 and encodes 241 amino acids.